Molecule: messenger RNA, 2121 nt
Organism: Babesia microti strain RI
Lineage: Eukaryota; Apicomplexa; Aconoidasida; Piroplasmida; Babesiidae
Product: DnaJ homolog subfamily C member 2
Exons: 2
Coding region: 1-2121 (706 amino acids)
Biological process (GO): 'de novo' cotranslational protein folding; regulation of translational fidelity
Cellular component (GO): cytosol
Molecular function (GO): Hsp70 protein binding; ribosome binding
Source: RefSeq, a predicted model, not a curated record
AUGCUGUCCCUGGAGGAUAUCAAUAAGUCUAGUUGUACUAAAUGCAUUAGUUUGCCAGCGGGGAUAUUGUCUAAAUCUGUGGAACCGGCUGGGUUUUCAUUCUUUGCACGACAUGAAUGGCACAUGUCACUUGACACUAGCGCAGGAGAUGUAGAAAUUCUUACUGCAGAAUUGUUUGAUGAAUGCAAAAAUAUAGCAAUAAAUUAUGUUGACUUGUUUGAAUCACAUGCAUGUUUAGCUAACUCUAAUCAGAGUAAAGGUGCUUUAUUGGAAGGCUGCUACUCUCAUCGACUUAAAUACGAUCUGGCAAAAUCAUUCCUAAGUCAAUAUUCCAUUCAAUCCAAUAAAACACAGUCCAUUGAAGAAGAAGUUGAACGAGUUUUGGGUGUUAAUUUUGUUAAUCGCGGAAAAACCGCAGAUCGCAAAGUGACGUCUUUGGUAAAAAAAUUUUCACAAAAUAACCAAGAUAUUUACUCCCUUUUAUGUGUGAAUGAAACAGAUUCACCGGCGCAUAUACGCAAAACGUACCUUAAAAUUGCCAUGAUUCUGCACCCAGACAAAUCUGCCAAUUUGAAAACAAGCAGUAUAAGGGGAGAGUCUAAGGAGGAUAAAUUUAUUAGCGAUUACAUUGACAAGUACAAAAUUUGUACUAUGAGUGAAGAGCAAAAAAAUAAACUGUUUUUGACAGUACAAGAUGCUUAUGCAAUACUUUCUGACGAAUCAUUGCGCUUUGAGUACGAAUGCAUGAUGCCUUUUGAUGAAUCAAUUCCGACAAUGGCACAAAUAAACAACAUUGGCGAUAAUUAUUACACAUUUAUGUCAAAAUACUUUGACUUAAAUGGCAAGUGGUCAAAAACCCAACCGGUACCAAAAUUUGGUAAUGACGACACUAAUGAUGAGGAAUUAGAUAAUUUUUAUAUAUUCUGGCGUAACUUUGAUAGCAAGCGCGUAUUCUGUGCCCAUUUCCCCCAUCCGAUCGAAGGGACUGAAAAUAGGGAGGAACGAAGGUGGAUGGAAAGGGAAAAUGCAAGGAUCCAGAAAAAAAUGUUUAAAAGUGAUAUUAUCAGGAUACAAAAACUAGUAGAUAUUGCCCAAGCCACAGAUCCAAGGAUCAGACGCAGACAGCAGCAGAAGCAGCAAUUGAAACUUCAGAAGAAGGAAGAGCAAUUGCAUAAACAGAGAGAGGAAAAGGAAAGGAUACUACGGGAGGAGAAGCUGAGGUUGGAUCGUGUACGAAUGGAAUUGCAGGAAAUGAAGGCAAAGAAGCAACUUAUCAAAAAAUGGAAAUAUCACAUUAAACUCAUCCUCAAUAGUACGCAGGCAUUAGACAUUGACGAAUUAAGUGCCCACCUGGCAAAUAUGGAUUACAAUAGGUUGUACAAAAUGAUGCUGAAUUUUUUAGUUGUUUUACAAAUGAAUGAAGUAUUCGCUAUUUACAAUGGUACUGAUACUCUGGAGUAUGCCAAUGCAGUUAAAUUGUUUGAAUCAACCUUUCCUACCAUCAAUAUAGAUGAUGAAAUUAGGAGUAAAAUAUUGAAAGAAUGGAGUGUCUAUCAGCACGGUGAUUCCAAUGUUAUGGAUGGAGACAAAGAUCCCGGUUCGAACCUAACCAAUGACACUUGUACUAGUAAAAACAAUAAUACUUGUACUAAAAGUAAUACUGGUGUAUCUAGCAACGGGUCUAACGAGUGGUCUAUCCAUGAACUAUCUCUACUUGCGAAAGCUAUACAGGUUUAUCCAGUGGGUACAGCUGAUAGAUGGAAGCUAAUAACUAAUUACAUACCCUCAAGAUCUACAAAGGAAAUCAUUAAAAAGGCUAAUGAAGUAGCAUCAGGGGUUACAAUCGCUAAAGUAAUUACCGGUGAUAAUCAUAGUACCAGUGUUGGAAAUGACGUAGUCAGUACUAUUGCUACUAGUGUCAAAGUUGCUGAAUGGAGUAGAGAUCAGCAAAUAGCUUUUGAAAAGGCAUUAGAGGCUAAUCCACCUUCCAGUGCCCCUGACCAAAAAACAAGAUGGAUCAAAAUCGCAAAAUCGGUACCUGGAAAAACGCCAAAGGAGUGCUUAGACAGAUUCAAACAGAUAAGGGAAGCUAUACUGGCAAAGAAUAAAAUUAAAAACUAG